Molecule: messenger RNA, 2235 nt
Organism: Lineus longissimus
Lineage: Eukaryota; Metazoa; Nemertea; Pilidiophora; Heteronemertea; Lineidae
Product: D-aspartate oxidase-like
Exons: 10
Coding region: 795-1808 (337 amino acids)
Biological process (GO): D-amino acid catabolic process
Cellular component (GO): cytoplasm
Molecular function (GO): FAD binding; D-amino-acid oxidase activity
Source: RefSeq, a predicted model, not a curated record
AUCAGCUGACUGACUUUCACCCAUUUCGAUUUCCUUAUUUUGAAUCAACUCGAUUGCCAUCUUUUGUAUAUUGCCUAGUCUAGAAGGUAAUGACCUGAUCUAAAGUAAACAUAAGAUUCAAAUUUUGGGGACAGUGACAGGGUUGUUUGACAAUGCCUUUCGUGGUCUGUAAUCUUUCAUUUUGGGUUUAGUUUUUGACCCCUAGGCCUAUGGCUAUGCAAUGCAUGCUAUGGCCUAUGUGAUGUCUGAUGUUUUCUUUGAUUGAAGGAGUAGGAGAUGUCCAAGUCAUAGAUGACACAGCUGCAUUGUGCACCUGAUUUAGUGAUUAUGCAUGAUUUAUGUCAUUUGCUGGCUCUGUUAGUUGAUUGGUCAGUUAUGCGCAAACCGUACCAUAUGGGGGACGGAAGUUCCCAAGUCGUAUAGGCCAAUCCCCCAAUGGCAGUCUUAUCAUAGAGAGUAAACAAAUGUUCUGUACAUGCAUGAGUGUCUCUGCCAGGAUAGACUCAAAAUCACACACAUGGCAUGAUGAUCAUGGCCCGGGGAAAUGUGUUUGAUAUAACUUGAUGUAGACUAAAUCUCUGAUGGCAAAGAUAAAAAAUGGACUAUGCUAUGAUGAUAAUGGACAGAACUAGAAAUCUGUAUCACUUCUUCCUUGUAAUUUCUACAAAAAAAGGCUCAACAUCAGCGUUUCUCAACCAAGUUCCCAAAUCAUUCACUGAGCUCAAAAUCGGAUAAGGGUGUAUCUCGAGGGGACGUUUUUACUAACAUAUUUCAGACUUCCAAGAAGUUUUAGGAUGACCAAAAUCGUCGUCAUUGGUGCUGGGGUAGUGGGCCUCUCUGCGGCCGUCCAGUUACAAGAGAAGUAUCCCAAUGCCGAUAUCACUUUGGUAGCAGAUAAGUUUGCCAAAGAAACUACGAGCAAUGGAGCGGCGGGAAUUUAUCGACCGACGAUGCAUCAUUCUGCCGGAAAUGAUCUCCAACAAAUGAGACAAUGGUCGAAAGACUCAUGGGACUUCCUCCAUGGUUUGGCACGGUCAGCGGGAGCCGCAGAAAGUGGUAAUCAACUGGUCACUUUAUUCAACGUCUCUAAAGAUUACGUCGGGCCUGGUGUCUACUCCGAGUUUUGUCUUGACUACCGCGAGUUAACCCUCGACCAAGUGCAUACAUGGGGCACUCAAUUCAACCAUGGUUAUACCGCCACUGUUGUUAUCACACAAUGCAUCAGGUAUUUGCCAUGGUUAAUGAUAAGGUUCAAAGAGAAAGGGGGAAAAGUAGAAAAAAGAAGAGUCGAUUCGUUUGAUGAGUUUACAGGCAAGUACGAUAUUGUUGUCAAUUGCACCGGAUUCGGGAGUCGGAAACUGUUGGGUGACAUGAAAGUUUACCCCGUCAGAGGACAGAUAUUACAGGUUUCUGCGCCAUGGAUCAAACAUGCUGUGUACGAGAACAGUGGUGACGGCACUUACAUCAUACCUUGCACAGACUAUGUAGUUGUUGGCGGGUGCCGCGAAGUGAAUAAUUUCAGCACAGACGUUAAUGAAAAACAGUCUGAAGAGAUAUUUGAAAAAGCAUGUCGUUUCUACCCUCCACUGCGGGGAGCUAAGAUCAUAAGAUCUUGGGCUGGUCUUCGUCCCUACCGAGAGCCGAUUAGAGUUGAGAAAGAGAUCAUGAAUAUCGGGGGUCAGAAGCUGAAGGUGGUUCACAAUUACGGUCAUGGAGGUAACGGCGUCUGCCUCAGCUGGGGAACAUCUGUCAAUGCCGUCAAGAUGGUGGAUGAACUACUGAAUCAACCAAUCCAGUCAAACCUUUAAUUACAAAAAACCAAUAGUUACUGUAAACCCCAUUAUUUUUGUGAGAAGGGGUUAACUGCACUGCCAUAAUUUCAGUGCCACCUUUUCCCUAUAUGUAUCAGAAUAUGUUUGAUAGUUGUUCGCCAUUUUCAGAAAAAUGUUGCUGAACUGGAUAAUUUUUAAUUUUGAGGCAGGCCAGCAUUUUUGAGGCCUUCGCAUUUCUUGGAGGCACUGAAUGAAAAUUCAUUAGUAUUGCAAACAGUGGGGUUCUACAUUUCUUGUGAUGACGAUAUCUGUCGGGGCAGCGGGUGAUAGGCUCCUCUGCAUUCGCAGUGGCGGGACCAAAGCUAUGGAAUGAGCUUCCAAAUAGUGUUCGUGGCCAGAGUACCCUGGGUCGUUUUAAAACUGCACUAAAAACUCAUAUUUUUAAGAAAUUCUUUUGAAUCCU